AAGUAAUUAUUUCUAUUUGUGUUGAUAUUCGUGUAGGAUUAUGUGUAAUUAAGUUAUAAUCGCCAAAGCUCAAAAGCUUUGUAUGUGUACUGAAAGGAAUAAAUACAAAAAUAAGUACAUUGUCUACUUUUAGGCGCUGCAUGCAAUUUUUAAUCAAAAAGUGAAUCAAUGUAGAGUUUAUUAUUCCAUGGAAAUAGGGUGCACAAAUAAAAACGUAAAAGAAAAUUAUUAAAUAAAAUUGAUAAUAAUAUAUAAAAAAAAUCUCCUAAGUGAUUUAAAGAAAAACACCAAUAAAAUAAAAAAUGGAUUGGCAUGACCCAUACGACUACGAAAUUAUUUGUGAACCGGCAUAUGACGAGCAGCCCGUGCAACUACUGGGUUAUGAUGAAUUUCGCAUCAGAUUUAUGGAUGAACGCCAGGACAUACAAAAGAAGACCUUCACCAAAUGGAUUAACUCACAUCUGCUGAAGACCCAGUGUACACCAGUGAACGACUUGUUUGAGGAUCUGCGCGAUGGCCAUCGAUUGCUGGCGUUGCUCAGUGUACUCACUCAAUCACAGUUGAAACCGGAACGCGGUCGCAUGCGCGUACAUCACAUCAAUAAUAUUAACAAAGUAAUCCAAGUGAUACAAGAGCAUGGCGUCAAGUUGGUGAACAUAUCCAGUGAUGAUAUAGUCGCUGGCAAUCCGAAAUUGACGCUCGGCUUGAUUUGGCUGAUAGCGCUUGAGUUUAACGGCCAAAACCUGGUGAAGAGUCAGUCGAGUAAUGGCGUGGAGAAAUCACUGCUGGCAUGGGCGCGUCAAUUCACCGAACCAUAUGGGCUGCAGCUACAUGACUUCUCCAGCAGUUGGGCCGACGGUAGGGCGUUUCUCAUUGUGCUCAACGCGCAUCUCGAGGAUAUCGAUUUGAGCGCUGCGCUCACAAAGCAUCCGCUGGCACGUUUACGUACCGCGUUCGAUUUGGCACACAAAUACUUUAAGAUAGAGAAAUUACUCGAUCCCGAGGACGUGCACACACACAAACCGGACAACAAAUCGAUUCAAAUGUAUGUGAUGUGUCUGUAUCAUGCCAUGGAAUCGCGUCGCAGCCGUGAACGCAGUGAUAGCGCUGGCGAGGCAGUGUUGUUCGACGAGAAGGCGCAGGAGGCGCUGCCACCGACGCGCAGCAACACCAACACAAAUAUCACCGAUCUCGACGAAGUGCCGUUGGACAGCGCCGACGAGGUGUUCUCUGACUUGAGCAGUACGCCGGUCAGCAGUUCGGAUCCAGUGAAGUCGACGAAGUACAGCAGCGAUACUAUGCACAGCAUUAUGGAUAUCGGCAUGGAUGAGAGCAAACCGUUAGAUUAUCUUCGCAUGGCGAAUGACAAAUCGCGUCCCAUGAGCACAGCCACGAACGCAUCCAUCGAGAUAACGAGCUAUCAAGCAGCUUUGGAAGCGGUGCUUACGCUGCUGUUAGAGGAUGAGCAGAUACUCUCACGUGAGCUGCCCGAAUCGAUUGACUUUCAAAGUGCUAAAAUACAGUUUCACGAGAACGAGCAUUUCAUGCUGAAGCUCACCGAACAUCAGCAGUAUGUGGGCGAAGCGCUCGAAGAGGGUUCGAAUUUGAUCAAUGAAUCGCAAAAGACUUCCGGUCUUACCACCGAAGACCAGAACGAAAUACGUCAGCAGAUGGUAUUGCUCAAUGAACGCUGGGAGACUUUGCGUCUGCAAGCGCUCGAUGUGCAGUCGAAGAUAUUGGCACGCCUCGCCGAAUUUCAAUCGCAACAGAUCGAAAAGUUGCGUCUUUUCCUCACCAAUAUUGAAGAUCGCAUCUCGCAUAUGACCAAUAUUGGACCGAGUUUGCCGGCGGUGCAAGAACAAAUUGCCGAAGGGCGCCAGUUGAAAGACGAUCUGUGCAAUCAGCAAGCGCUGGUUGAUAGCCUUAGUAAUAUGGUGGUGAUUGUAAAUGAUGAGUCGGGAAAUUUCAAUGACCUUGAAGAUAAGUUGUCAGCGCUAGGCGAACGCUGGUCGCAUGUGUCCAAGUGGAGCGACUUGCGGAUGGAGAAGUUGCAGCAAUACAAAUGUAUCUAUCGCUGGCUAGAUACACGCGAACAAGACUUGAAGACAAUGGAGAGCAAAGAUGUAACCGAUCUCGGUGGCAUUACGAAGCGUAUGAACGACUUAAACUAUUGCGCCAAAGAUUUGUUGGAACUGGAGCGUUACCUCAUCGAUUUAAGACAGAUGGUGGCGGCUUCACUGCAAGAGGGCGACGAUCAAGGUGAGCGUGUGCUCAUGCAAUUAGAGAGCUUCGAGGAUCGACUGGAUGCGCUUAAACAGAUUGUUGAAGUACAAACCGACCGCAUCGAGGCGAAAGGCUUCAAGUUCGGGCGUGAUCGUGCGUCAUACGAUGACAGUCGUGUGGUGCGACCGGAUGGCUGGGUGGAUUUCCAAAUGCUAAUCAAAUUUGGUGAAGAAAAUGAAGAUGUGAAUGAAGGAGCAGAAGAUAUAAAUGUGGUGCAGCCGUCACCAGACUCCGUCUAUCAAGUAGUGGAAUCACCCGAGGGCAAUAAGAAACGUAAGUUGCGUAGCUCAGAUAAUUUUUAUCUGCUGACCGGUCGCAUAAUGGAAGCAUGCAACUUCCUAGAAGAUUGUGAGGACCGCCUGCAGAGUGUGCAUCGUCAAAGUUUGCGUAAUCAAAGCGAAAUGCUAAUUUCACUCGAGAAGGAGGUCGCCAAACGCACGGCGCUAAGCAGCGAGCUGAAGCAACUGUACGAAGUGUGUGAGCAGGAGGAAGUCAAACGUAAUUUAAUAAUGGAAGCCACGCAAAUCAAACAAAUUGAUGAGCGCUUUGAAACACUCAAAAAGCAUAUCAUUGAGCAGAAAUCGGAGACAGCGCAAAUCAUAGCCAAGGAAAAGUUCUACAACAGCUUGACUGGCUUCAAGUUGGUGCUAGCCGAUUCGCGUGAUUGGUAUAAGCAGCACUCGCAAUCGGCGAGCAAGGCCGACUUAGAGCAGCGUUUAAGUCACAUGGAAUCACUGUCUGGCGAAAUUGCCGACGCUAAAGAGAUCACAGCAACUCUGAGCGAAGACUUGCAAGAAUGGCGUCAGGAUUUCAGUAUUUUCUACGAGAGUUGGAACGACAUGAAACGCGCAAUUAUUACACUGAUACAAGAGAAGGGUGGAGUAGAUGAAGUCAAUGAGCGGUUGCUGCGCUUAGAAGAUUUCAUGUCGAAAAUGUCUGGUGUUAAAGUGAUAGUCACCGAACUGCCACCAAUGCAAGCGCAGCAGAAACAACUGAAUGAACUCGUCGAUGAGCUAGAACAAUUGAAGGCGGACUACGAAUAUGUCUGCGAAAGACGGCCAGACGCAGUGAACACCGAGUUUGCGGAAAACUGGGCUAAAAUACCGGAAAAGCUCAACGAGCGCGUGAUCAAACAAACGACGGCAAUUGAGAAUCUUAAUCACUUCAACGCAGAGUAUAAUGCUAUAUUGAAUGUGUUGCGUAAGUUGGAGUCUAAGUUCAAGCCGGACGACAUCGAAAGCCCAGAGCAGCACGCACAACCCGCGGUGGGAGACAGUAAUCAACUGAAUAUGGAACUUCGUAAGAUUGAGAUUGAUGUGAUAAGCGCCCGCAAUUUCAGCGAGAUACUUAUAAAGGAUGCGGAGCCAGCGCAUCGCGAACAUUUGCUAUCGCAAAUCAAGGAGCUUAACGAGUUCUUUACAAAAGUGCAAGAUUUGCAUAAGGGGCAGGCCUUGAAACGCACGCAAGUGCUGGACAAAGCAGAAGAAGUACUCGAACGUUUAGCCAAGACCGAAGUUUGGCUGAAUGAGCUCGAACAAAGUACGCCGAAGACGAAAAUCUCGGAGAUCAACAACUCCAAUGAGCUGUUUCAAAUUAAGAGCAAGUUUCAGACACUCAAAGAGGCCUGCGAGCGAGAGUCUGUGGGCUUUCGCGAGUUGAACGACUUAGGCGGCGAGCUGUUGCUGCAAAUGGAUGAACUAAAGACCACAGGUGAGGAAGUGGACGGCAAAUACACACAGUUGCCGAAGAAAUUUACACGUCUGAGCGCACGUUGGACCGAGGUAACGGCACUGGUAUAUGCAAAAACCGCUUUACUGGAGCACAUAUCUACACAGUUGGGCGAGUUCAAAAAAUUCAUGGUUUCCGAGUCUGGUUAUUUGGAUCGGUUGGAGAAUAAGAUAGGCAGCACGCCAGAGAAUGCGGACGCAGAGGAGAUCAUUGAGGAACUUGAUGAUCUCGAAAACGUGCUGCGUGCACACUCUGACGAAUGGUUGGAGAAAAUUCAAGAAAUUGGCAAUGAGCUAAUUGAACAUGAGUUUAUGGCGAGUUCGAUACGUGCCGAAAUCGAUGGUAUUGUGGAGCGUUGGACACAGCUGCAAUUACGCGCCAAGCAACGCACCGAAAUACUGGAGAAAGAAGUGAGUGAGGCCGAGCAGUCCGAGAAGUGUAUUGUACAGUUUGAGGCUUGGCUAACACGUGUCGACGAGAUACUGACCGAACAUCUGGAGAACGAUGUUACCAUUGAGGAUCUGCCAGACGAUUUUCAGCGUUUGGUUAAAGAGUUCGAUACGAAAAAGCAUUGUUUCAAGGAAAUCGAGGACCUCAUAGCGGAGCACACACGUAAUGGCAAGAUUGAAGCCGCCAACCGACUGCAAGAGAAGCUUAACCUAACCGAACUGCGCUUUAAGUCUUGUCAGCUAAAGCUAAAUAAGUGCACUGCACCGCAACCUGCGUACGAAUCCCGUUUAAAUCGCGCUGUGGCGGAGCUGCGUGCAGUCGAACAUUCCACGCUGGUGUUGGACGUAGCGUCGGCAGGGCCCAGCACUGUUCAAGCGCAGUACCAGAAAUGUGUGCAAAUCUACCGCACGCUCUCCGAAAUCAAGCCAGAGAUCGAGAGCACAAUCAAGACCGGACGCAAGGUGUGCGAGGACAAAUUCACACGUUCGCCCAAACAGUUGAGUCAACGCAUCGACGCGUUAAAACAUCUCUACAACGCACUCGGCGAGAACGUCACGCAAUCGAAAGCCUUCCUCGAAACCUUGCUGAAGUUGGCGCACGAACUGGAUGAAUGUUUCGAACAUGCCGAUCAGCUGAUAAGACGUUUCGAAUCACCGCAAGAGAUGCAAGAUCGCAAUUCGGGUUUCCUGGAAUUCGAGGAUCUGCUACAGCGCUGUGAAGAACUGUACGAAGAGUACAACAAGUCAUGCGAUCAAACUUGUAUGGAAGACACACGCCAGAAGAUCGACGAGCUAAAGACGAUCUACAUGAAGCUGACCAGCGCGGAUGUAAUUAAGCGCCUGACCGAGAUGAAGUCGACUCUGCAGAACUUGGACAAUAUAUCGCCGGAGACAUUAAAAGCCAUGGAGCACGAGUUGAAGCAAAUAAACACACCCUCGAAUCCGGAUAUAGAAAAGUUGCAACAACAAGUAAUCGCAAUUGUCGUGGACGCUUUAAAAACGCGUUUUAAUGUAAAUUCCGAGCUGGCAGCACUCUUACCAACACCACCAACAACUGCACAAAGCACCAGUGCACUUGAAAAUACCGACUCCGAUGUUGAAAUUGUUGUAUUAAGCAAUACGGUACGUCAGCGCCGCGCACGUACACCUGGCAUAAAUGACUCACAAAACGCUGGCGACUCACCGACCAAACAUGAGCGGUCUCAACCGAUGCAGACGACAGUCGAAAUGCCGCCAGCAAAGGAUGUCUCCGCAGAGCAGGCGAUGGUUACACAAGUCUUACCCGAUGUCUUGCCACCACAAACAUUCCGUUUAGCAGAAUCUAGUACGCUGUUCUCUCACAUCUCGACAGCCACGCCAAUCGAAACGUCAGACAACGCGCCCGCUAAGCCACCAAAACGUAAGAGCCGUAAAGGUGAACAACACGCCAAAGUCGUGGAGGUGCGCGAACGAAAUUUGCCACACGACAAAAUGUCAGUACAGAAUAUUGAAUUCGAGCCACAGGUCGGUGAGAUCGUAGACACCGUAAAUAUUUUAGAGAGUGUGGAGCCUUUUGUACCCGAAUAUGUGGAGAUGGUACAAAUUGUCGAUCUCUCUGAAGAUUCCGAUUCAUCGAUGCGUGUUGACGCGGACGGCAAAGAAAUACAACGCAGCAAAAGCAAACGUUCGCUUUGUGAGUCACCGAAACCACCACUCUCACCGCUAUUGGAUGACGUAGAAUUGCGCGGUGCGCUGCCACUCAACACGAGCACACCAUUCCUGCGUGUGGAGAAGCAACGCAUCUCGUUCGAUGAGAAGCGCAAACGCAUAGAGAAAGAGCGCGAUAUAUUACGUGACUCGGAAGAGGACGAGGACGAACGACCGUCUAAGGAGCAAGAGUCGUCGAAUAAUUCUCCACCGAAACAACCGAAGCGUUGGCGUCAGCUUACGCUCGCCUUGGAUGAAGAGCAAUCGCCCAAGAAAGCGAAGCCUCAGGAUAUAUCAGAGGGCGCACUGGAUUCACCUGCGCGCAACAGCUUUUAUAGUGCUGACAAAGAGGCAGGUUAUGAUUUGGAACCUCUGGUUUUCUCCGAUGAUGAGGAUAUACCGAGAUUCUCACUAGAAAUGACACCAACAUUUGAUUCCGAUAGUGAUACGAGUCGCAUUGAGACACCCGGUGCUAAGAAACCCAAUUUCUUUGAAAGCAAAAUUCUGCCCACCUCUCCGUCUUUGGACGAUUCGAAUAUCACUUUGAAAAGCCCUUACUCCGACAGCCCGCUGAGUUUUCGCGACAACGCGCCCCUGGAUCAACGUGUGCAAACGUUCGAUAAAAUGGCUAAGUAUAUGAUACGCAAAAUGGAGGCGACCAAGGACAAGAUCGAAAAGUGUAACGAGGGAGAGGUCGCCAUCGAGGACUUGAAACUUUUAAUUGCGCCCGAUGCCGCCACUUUGAUAUCACAAGGUGAUUCCUUGGUCCUGGAAACUCACGGCAAACAGGGUAAUCUUUCACGCUUAGUUAUGAAAACGCAGAUCAUUCUACGUGAAAAGUUCCGUGAAGUGCAGCAAGCCAAAUCCAAGGUACCCGGUGUGCCACAACCGAUCGACGGCAGCAAUACGCCCAGUCCGCGCUCCACACUCGAAAAGCUGAACAUCGACUUGGAGGAACUCGUCACUAAAGGUCUCAAACGGAUAAAUGAUCUGAUUGAAAAGCCGUACGAUAAAGCAUCCAUUGAGGCGCUACAGCGCCGCCUAGAGGAGAUUAGCGAUCGUCGCGACGACUUGAAAUUGAUCGUGAACAAAAUUGGCAAAAGUGAGGAGCGUCCUAAGGUGACUGCUACUAUGAUGGCUGAUAUUGAAAAGUCCAAGAACAACCUACAACUACACGCCGAUGCUGUGGAGCUUUCGCUGACCGAAUUGAAACAGAUCAAUAAAUUGUCAGCACGCAACGGCGAUGAUAAAGAUUAUAACGACGAGGCGAGUGGCACCGGUGUAUUGGCUGGCAGUUUCGAUAAAUCCGUAUUGCAAAUAUCGGAUUGGCUGACGUGGGAGCAAAACAUGAUAAAAAUACAAAGUGUUGCCGUGGACGAUGUGGACGCGGUGCGGUUGGCCAUCGAGAAGCAGGAGAAAGUUUUACGCGAAUUGAAAAUGAAAAAGCCGCAACUCAAUGAACUGGUUCACACGGCUGAAGUGCUGAAGGGCGACGUUAAGCGGCAACAGUUGCAGGAAAAAGAAUUAAAGCAAUUUUCGCUUGCGCCUCAUUGCGCAGCUGAUUUGGAUUAUAUGCGUUGUUGUUUGAAAGUUACACGCUUACGCGAACACUGGGAUGACACGUCACAGUGUGUGAUGCAGCGCGCCGCCCAACUGAAGAACAUGCUCGGCGAUUCACAGCGCUAUGAAACCAAGCGCUUGGAGCUGGAAAAGUGGCUGGCACGUAUGGAGGCACGCGCCGAACGUAUGGGCAGUGUCGCGACCACCGCCGAUGUUUUGGAAGCGCAACAAAAGGAGCAAAAGUCCUUCCACGCCGAGUUGCAUCAGAAUAAGCAACAAUUUGAGCUCUUCAACGCUUUGACGCAAAAAUUGAUUGCUGUUUAUCCAUCAGAUGACACUACGCGCAUCAAGAAGAUGACGGAAGCUAUUAAUCAAAGAUAUUCUAACCUAAACAAUGGCGUCAUCAAUCGUGGCAAGCAACUACACGCCGCUGUGCACAGUCUUCAGUCGUUCGAUCGCGCCAUGGAUCAAUUCCUCGCUUUUCUCUCCGAGUCUGAAUCACUCUGCGAGAGCGCCGAAGCUGAAAUUGAUCGAAAUCCUCUAAUGUUUAAGGUAAGUCGACUGCUCCUUCAACCUUCGUACACUAAAAUGGCAAUUUUGGUAAGCUGCAACCUUAAAAAUUGAGUAUAAAUAAAGACUGGCAAAGAAAUUCCACCAAUCUACCACAAGCGAUAUUCAAAACAUUUGUGCUUUUCCCCCAACAACAACAUCAGUUUCUGCUGCAUGCGUGUAGAUUUCAAUUAGAGAUAUGAAACUGAUAAAUACAGUGUCAUUCAGACAAUAGAACUCACAACCAAAAUAGAAAAUGGCCAACUAAAAUGAAGAGCGACAGCCAUGAGAAAUCUUCGAAAGACAAAAUCAAAUUUAAUUUUUUUAUUUAAAACUCAGGAGAUGACAACAUUAAAUCGCUCAUUUUACCACAAAAAGCUUGCGCGGGUGCGAGAGUGUAUUUAUAGCGCGCGUGGAGGCAUUAUACAUUUUAAGCACUUGUUUGUGUGUGAGUGUGUUUGAAUGCGCGUCUUCGCUGUGUGACAGCUACACCGCCAGUGUAUGUGUGCGCGUGUGUGCGUGGAGGCAGGCAUAGCGAAUGAUUGAUGAGCAUUUAUUAUUAAAUACUGUGUUAAAAGGAAGUGCCACGAAGCGCCGCAAGAGCCGGGAGCAGCCAAGAGAAGGCGGAUCUAAGCCACAUUGCGCGCCGGCAAAGUGACGAAAAAUGCUUAAACAAUUGACUGUUGUUUGCCACAAGAGCACACGAAUGCUAAGUAGGGCAACGUCGCAAAACGUUUCGCUGCUUGUGCCUGUAUGUGUAUGUAUGGGGAAUUUAAUUCAAGUAAAUCUACUCAAAAUCAGUCGCUGCUUUUCCAUUUUACUUUAGGCACAAACACACAUUUAAAUUCAAAUUAGUUUUCAAUUUGUUUGAGCGUCUGUUAAAGCAGUUAGAGCUGACAGACGCUGCUUGAAUGGCAGAUGGAAAUCUAAAACAAAAUAAACUAAAUAAAUGACAAUGAUAUGGCGUAUGAAAUGAAUAUUAAAGUUUUUUAAAGACAAGGGUUUAUGUAAUUUUUCGAAGAUAUGAAAAUAUAGUGGAAUAAUUGCAGAGAAAAAGCUCUGUCUAAAUCUUCAAAAUUGAGUAUAAGUUAAGGAAAACUACAAG
Messenger RNA from Bactrocera dorsalis (oriental fruit fly), 9360 nucleotides. RefSeq names its product dystrophin, isoforms A/C/F/G/H. Gene Ontology annotation, cellular component: plasma membrane. NCBI's taxonomy places the organism in Eukaryota, Metazoa, Arthropoda, Insecta, Diptera, Tephritidae. The record is from RefSeq and is a predicted model, not a curated record. Bases 303 to 8330 code for a protein of 2675 amino acids. Gene Ontology annotation, biological process: synaptic signaling. The transcript has 22 exons. Gene Ontology annotation, molecular function: protein binding.